Messenger RNA from Branchiostoma belcheri (Belcher's lancelet), 3321 nucleotides. Its product is annotated as zinc finger protein 91-like. Gene Ontology annotation, cellular component: nucleus. Gene Ontology annotation, molecular function: DNA-binding transcription factor activity, RNA polymerase II-specific; RNA polymerase II transcription regulatory region sequence-specific DNA binding. The record is from RefSeq and is a predicted model, not a curated record. The coding region runs from base 82 to 3126 and encodes 1014 amino acids. NCBI's taxonomy places the organism in Eukaryota, Metazoa, Chordata, Leptocardii, Amphioxiformes, Branchiostomatidae. The transcript has 3 exons. Gene Ontology annotation, biological process: regulation of transcription by RNA polymerase II.
CUCCUGCUAUUUGGAGCAAAUUCUGUGCCAUUUCACAAAAUUCUACGAGAGAACCGUGAUUCAAUAUUAACUCUGGUUAAGAUGGAAGAACACAAUAAAACAUCCUGGAACAACGUAGCAGACAAAUCACAGAUGAGCCGUGACAGUCACGGUGAGGAUGACACCAGGUAUGGGUAUAUAGGAGCCAACUCUAGUCAGUUCUGUGACGUCAUGGCUCAGAUGAUGUCAACAGGGCCACUAGGUCCCACUGAACAGAUGACUCGUGUAGUGAACCCUGAAGUCACAGAUCCCAGUGUGACUGGAUCACAGGAGACAGGAGGGAUCGUAACACAAGAUCAGCUGGAAUCCACAGAUCAUAUGAUAUGCAGAAUAACACAACAGUCAGAUCCUGAAGACAGCCCAGUUCAUGUACAAGUAACAGCCACAAACCAAGCCAACAGUGAUGAGAAUGAAACCCGGCAAAUAGAAAGCCCAAACUCUGAAAGCCACGAAUCAUCUACACAAGUUUCCCAGACGACACAGCAGCAACCUGGACCAUCAAACCAAGAAAAAGUAGAUGUAGAGUCAGACUUAGCUAAAUGCUCCAUACCCUACAGAGGCACUCAACUUUUCAUUUGUGAUCUGUGUAGUUACAUGUUUAUUAGCGAGUGGGAUCUCGCCCGCCACAUCAAAACACACCCAGGUAAAAGUCCAGUGGUGAAGGCAGCACCCUUCCGCAAACCUUACAGUGCAAGGUAUGCCAAAAGAAAUGAUGAAUACACGAAGACUCAGGCUGGCGAGUUUAUCUGCAAAGAGUGUGGCUUCAGCACUAAUCUCCAAAAAUUACUGAUGAGACAUGUAGCAAAGAUCCACGAUGUCAAGAACCCAUACAAAUGUGACCAGUGCACUUUUUCUUCAGUCAAGAAAAAGACGAUGGACAGACAUGUGCUAAGACAUGUCAAGGAAGGCCCCUUUAAGUGCCGAGACUGUGCAUUCAGCACGUCUGUCAAAGAAGACAUGAAGAAGCACAUCGAGAACCAUAUAAAGCAGUCAGGCACACCAUACAAGUGCAAGCUGUGCCGUUUCUCUGCAGUUAUGAGGAGGACAAUGGAAAAGCACUAUUCCAUGAAACACCCCGAAGAAAACCCCACAGACACAGAAGAAGACAUGGAGAAGCACAUUGAGUCCCACAUAAAGAAGUCAGGCCAACCAUACAAGUGCAAGAUGUGCCGAUACUCUGCAGUUAAAAAGAAGACAAUGGAAAAGCACUAUUCCAUGAAACACCCCGAAGAAAGCCCUAUAGACACAGAAGCUCCUGAAGCUACAGAGUUUGGUAACUCAAGUAGCGAGGAAGAAACAGAAGAUACAACAGAACAGAGUCUGAAAUCAGAAACAAGUGAACAGGUGAAUGCAAGUACACAUGACAAGGAGAGCUUAGAGGAUACUGUGGUUGAAAAUUCUCAGGAAAGUCCAUCUGCAAGCAAGGAGAGUUUCCCUGCCAUGUCAGAGUCAUCAAGUGAAGAUGAGCUUCCUGAUCCAGGCACUGAUUCUGAUGAAGACUAUAUUCCUGAAAAGUCUGAUUUGAAUGCAACAGAACAGAGUCAUUUUGAUGAAGAUACUAAUGCAGUCCAAAAUGUCCCUGACAAGACUUUGGCAUUUAAGGAGUGUGACUUUGUCACAGACAGCAAGAGAAAGCUACCAUCACAUAGGAAAAGACAUCUAGAGAGCUCGAGGGUGUACAAAUGUAAGGAGUGUGAAUACGCUACAACAUACAGUUCUAGCCUACGCGUACACAUGUUCAAGCACACUGGAAAGUACCCUUUUGAGUGCAAGGAGUGUGGGUACAAGACAGGAAAGAGGAAUGAAAUGGUAAUACAUUCCAGAGUUCAUACCGGAGAGAAGCCCUUUAAGUGUGACCAGUGUGAUUUCUGUGCGGCACAAAGCAGUACCUUAACGCAGCACAAGAAGACACACGGCACAGAGAAAGCACCUCCAGCGAAGUUGUUCAACUGUACAGAGUGCGAGUAUUGUACCGUACGCAGGGCCGACCUCCGCCAACACAUGUUCAAGCACACCGGAAAGUACCCCUUUGAGUGUAAGGAGUGUGGGUACAAGACAGGAAAGAGGAAUGCAAUGGUAAAACACUCUAGGAUUCACACCGGCGAGAAGCCCUUUAAGUGUGAUCAGUGUGAUUUCUCCGCAGCCCAAAGCAGUGCCUUAAAAGAUCACAAGAUGAGACACAGUGGGGAGAAGCCAUUCAUGUGUGACGUUUGUGGUUUACGGUUUGUCACCAGGGCUAGCCUCAGGAACCACAUGUGGAGACAUUCGGACCACCCCGAAACCAGGAAGAGGCCGCAUAAGUGUGACAAGUGCGAGUACGCAACAGCGUAUAGGACACACCUGGUCAAACACGUGGCACGCCACCACACCGGAGAGAAGCCCCACAUGUGUGAGUACUGUGGGUACAGGACUGUGGAUGUAUCCAAUCUUGCCACACACAGGAAAACUCACACCGGAGACAGGCGGUUCAGGUGUGAUCUCUGCGACUACCGGUCAGUGGAAAAGAAGAAGCUGCAACAGCACAUGCUGUCGAAACACACCGGUGAGAAACCGUACAUGUGCACUUUUUGUGACUUCAGAACCGUGUACAAGCCCAGCCUACUGACCCACAUAAAAACUCACACUAGGGAGAAACCUUACAAGUGUGACCACUGUGACUUCCGAGCAGCAAGGAAAUAUAGUCUCAAGUCCCACAUGGUUCAGCAUACCGGUGAGAAACCCCACAUCUGUCCUGACUGUGGACACCAAACAGCUCAUAGAUCCAACCUCCUUUCUCAUAUGAGGAAAAUGCAUAAAAAGGAUAAGCCAGAGGUUUCCCCUGAAACACACACCAGUGAGAAACCUUACAAGUGUGACCACUGUGACUACCGAGCAGCCAGAAAAUAUAGUCUGAAGUCACACAUGGUUCAGCAUACCGGUGAGAAACCCCACAUCUGUCCUGACUGUGAACUCAGAACAGCUCAUAGAUCCAACCUCCUUUCUCAUAUGAGGAAAGUGCAUAAGAAGGACAUGCUAGAGGUUUCCCCUGAGUUCCCAAACAUGAUAACACUCCUGUUACCCUCAGGGACUGGAGCUGAGGAACUGUAGUGUAGCAUACUGUACACCUACUGUAUAAUGUGAAUCAUUAUGUGAAGUGUAAACAUAGCUAUACAUAUACAUACAUUUAUAUAUAAAAGUUAUGUGUAUAUGAUACAACAAGGAUUAUUAUUAUUUUUUUUUAACGGUGUUACUCAAUCAGUCAAUGCAAGGCCAAUUAUUUUUGGCCACUUCUAGGCAUAGAGC